Meyerozyma guilliermondii ATCC 6260 is the source of this 1113-nucleotide messenger RNA. RefSeq names its product ATP-dependent RNA helicase (gene SUB2). Gene Ontology annotation, molecular function: RNA binding; ATP binding; RNA helicase activity. The coding region runs from base 1 to 1113 and encodes 370 amino acids. NCBI's taxonomy places the organism in Eukaryota, Fungi, Ascomycota, Pichiomycetes, Serinales, Debaryomycetaceae. The transcript has a single exon. The record is from RefSeq and is a predicted model, not a curated record. Gene Ontology annotation, biological process: mRNA splicing, via spliceosome; mRNA export from nucleus.
AUGUACCCAUUGAUUUCUGUUCCAACUAACCCAGUCCAGCAAGUUUGUAUUCCCCAGUCCAUCUUGGGUACUGACGUUCUUUGUCAAGCCAAGUCCGGCUUGGGUAAAACGGCUGUUUUUGUGCUCUCCACCUUGCAACAGUUAGAUCCUGUUCCUGGUGAGAUCACCACCUUGGUCAUCUGUCACACCAGAGAAUUGGCCUACCAAAUCAGAAACGAGUACGCUCGUUUCUCCAAGUACAUGCCAGACGUCAAGACCGAGGUGUUCUACGGUGGUAUUCCAAUUGCCAAAGAUAUUGAAAAAUUGAAAAACAAAGACACUUGUCCUCACAUUGUCGUGGCUACUCCAGGUAGAUUACACGCCUUGGUUGAAGAAAAGGCUAUCCGUUUGAACAAUGUCAAGUCGUUUGUUAUCGAUGAGUGUGACAAGGUGUUGGAGGCUAUUGAUAUGAGAAGAGAUGUUCAAGAUAUCUUCCGUAACACUCCUCACCAAAAGCAAGUUAUGAUGUUCUCUGCUACCUUGUCGCAAGAAAUUCGUCCUGUUUGUAAAAAAUUCAUGCAGAACCCAUUGGAAAUCUACGUUGAUGACGAGGCCAAGUUGACUUUGCACGGAUUGCAACAAUACUACCUCAAGUUGGACGAGAAAGAAAAGAACCGUAAAUUGGCAGACUUGUUGGAUUCGUUGGAGUUCAACCAAGUGAUCAUCUUUGUCAAGUCGACCCUGAGAGCUAACGAGUUGAACAAGUUGUUGGUGGCCUCGAACUUUCCGUCGAUUGCCGUUCACUCGGCUAUGCCUCAAGAGGAGAGAAUCGCCAGAUACAAGUCUUUCAAGGAGUUCAACAAGCGUAUUUGUGUGUCCACCGAUGUGUUCGGUAGAGGUAUCGAUAUUGAGAGAAUCAACUUGGCUAUUAAUUACGACUUGCCAAACGAAGCCGACCAAUACUUACACAGAGUUGGUAGAGCCGGUAGAUUCGGUACCAAGGGUUUGGCUAUUUCGUUCGUUGGUUCGAAAGAAGAUGAAGAAGUGUUGGAGAAGAUUCAAUCGAGAUUCGAUGUCAAGAUCACCGAGUUUCCUGAGGAGGGUGUUGAUUCAUCCACCUAUAUGAACACCUAA